UUCUAAGGAGUGGGAUUUCUUUUAAAAAAUAAUAUAUAAGACUACAUAGCGGCCAAGUGUUUUUUUUGGAUUGUACCAAUUAAUCCCGAUCUUCCGAGCUUCAAAUGUUCGAGUCACCUUUACUCUAUUCACUUUUACUAGUAAUACCAUAUCUUGUUAUCAAAUAUGGAUCUCUUUGGCGAAGAAGUUUAACCCCGAAUACAAAGGGCAUCACUAAUAAAAAGUCAGCAUUCUAUGACAAGAGCAAAACAUCAUCUCUUGAGCCAAUGCCGGCGGAUUUCCAAUGGGAUUCAAUUGAUCCAAUCAAACUGUACCCUUUCAAAAAUGCUGCGUAUAAACUCACCAUGGGGAUCAAAUCAUUAGAUGUGCAAGAUUGGCUUUUAAUAGAACCGACAUAUCUUGAUAGAAUAGAAGAAAAGACCAAGAUUGUUACCAAUAAUCAUCCAGAUUAUCCCAAGAGCAAAGAUUUACCCCAAAGAACUGUAUUCCUUACUGAUGAAUGUAUCCCCGCAGUUCAUGAGUUUUACGAUGUGGUUGUCAAUUACAUGUGUACUAAAUAUCCAAUGUAUUUCACAAAAUCUGAAGAUGGAGAACAGUUAUACAACUCUAUAACAAAGGAAUUUAUACCUCUGGACUCGCUGAAAAUAUCCGGAGACUUCAGUACCACCCGCUACCUUUUACUCAAACUUGUUAGAACCAUUGAGGAAGAUUUUAUCAUUCUCUUGAAAGAUCCAACCCGUGAAAAUGAAGUUGAUGGUACAGAAUAUUUCUUUAAAGGUGGAGUAUUCGCAUUUGCUGCUGGUUUUAAUCCAAACGAUCGAUUCAAUAAACCUCUUUCAUUCAUACACCAUCCUAUUCCAGGGUAUGAAUCGAAACUUAAGGUUUCCAUGAAUAGAUUCUUUGAUAGAAUUCUUCCUGGUCAAUUUGUCACCAGAAGUAACUUUUCAAUGCAAACACAUAGCCAAUUCUAUGUUGACGAUAAGAAUAAGGGCCAUAACAAUGCCAUCGAGGAGAUUGUCCCCCUCAAAUUGGAAGACAUUGAUUUUGAGAAGGAAAUGCACUACAGAAGUGAACGUCAAGUGUUGACAAAGUUACCAAAAACCGGCGCAGUUGUAUUCACAAUAAGAACAUACUUACAACCUUUAAGUGAGGUCAAGAGACAAGGCCCUGAAGUUAGAGAACGUCUUGUGGGAGCUAUCAAGGGAUUUCCUGAAGAAAUUGCUCUCUAUAAGAGAUCCAUAGAAUGGGGGCCAGCAGUAAUCCAAUAUUUAGAGAAGGAUGUGUAAACUUUAUAUCGAAGAAUAUUAUAUAUUCAUGUACGUACAUACAAAUAGAAAUUUCA
Messenger RNA from [Candida] anglica, 1342 nucleotides. NCBI's taxonomy places the organism in Eukaryota, Fungi, Ascomycota, Pichiomycetes, Serinales, Debaryomycetaceae. The record is from the annotation of a GenBank genome assembly.